This is a messenger RNA of Trichoderma virens Gv29-8, 720 nucleotides long. RefSeq lists its product as uncharacterized. The record is from RefSeq and is a predicted model, not a curated record. The transcript has a single exon. Lineage: Eukaryota; Fungi; Ascomycota; Sordariomycetes; Hypocreales; Hypocreaceae. Bases 404 to 688 code for a protein of 94 amino acids.
CGGGUUUUCUGGAUUUGUUUGUAUUCCAUCUGCUUUGGGGUUUCUGGCGGUACUACUGACAUGUACCUACCGUAUGCGGAAACCAAUCCAGCUGCAAUCCUGAUAUGCGUGCUGCACCAUUCAGGUAGCACAGCAUGCACUGCAAAAAUCUGCAACGAAACACGAUUCGUCAAUCCUUUCGGGCUGCAUGAAGAAAAAAGUAAAGAAAAAGAAAACCAACGGCAACGGAAAAAAUGAAUUCCUUCCAAUGCAGCAACGAUGAGGGGCAGAGUGAGGGGGCCUCUGACACAUCCAAGUACUACUGUAGAUUCUACCUCCAGGGUACGGGAGGGUUUUUUGUAUGUACCACGGCACAGGAAAAGGAGGCUUGCAAGUGGCUGUCUGAGAUGAAGAUGCGAGUUUCAUGCAAGUGCUUUUUGAGACAUGCAUUUGGAGGGGGGCCUUGCUAAAGAAUGUUUCGUCGGGUGGCCGCCGAAUAAGCUUGGGUCAUUUUUUUCUUGCCCCCUCUUUUCUUCCCUUGUGCCGUCUGUAUGAAAUGAUAGAUGACUAUGUCCAUUUAUGCAGAUCCUUGAGAUGCUACAAAGUUAAUGAUGGUGGAGGAACAAAAGAAGAUUUGAAAUCACAUGACAAAAGGGGCACAGCCAGAAGCCACUUGUCGACGAGAACAAAACUUCAUCUCUAUUUUUGAUAAUACACACAAUAAGAAUUCAAAUUCUGAAG